AAUGACUGAAAACAGAUGCUCGGUGGAUCCCCUUCCUUGAGACAGGAUGGAGUAUUUGUCUGGGGUUUGUACCUGGAGGGGGCCGGUUGGGACAAGAAGAACUCAUGUCUGGUAGAAGCAGAACCCAUGCAGAUGGUCUGUCCCAUCCGGACCACACACUUCAAACCUGUCGAGAACCGCAAGAAGAUGUCCAAGAGUAUUUACCUGUGUCCAUGUUUCUACACGCCGGUCCGAUCAGGCAGGGCGGUGCUCAGUGUGGAGCUUAAAGCUGGAGCCGUGACCCCGGACCACUGGGUGAAAAGAGGAACUGCUCUACUCAUGAGCCUGGACACAGAAUAAAUUAUAUUUACAAGAUCGA
Notolabrus celidotus (New Zealand spotty) is the source of this 358-nucleotide messenger RNA. Its product is annotated as dynein heavy chain 2, axonemal-like. Bases 16 to 339 code for a protein of 107 amino acids. NCBI's taxonomy places the organism in Eukaryota, Metazoa, Chordata, Actinopteri, Labriformes, Labridae. The record is from RefSeq and is a predicted model, not a curated record. The transcript is spliced from 3 exons. Gene Ontology annotation, biological process: microtubule-based movement. Gene Ontology annotation, molecular function: minus-end-directed microtubule motor activity; dynein light intermediate chain binding; dynein intermediate chain binding. Gene Ontology annotation, cellular component: dynein complex; axoneme; motile cilium.